Molecule: messenger RNA, 564 nt
Organism: Kwoniella botswanensis
Lineage: Eukaryota; Fungi; Basidiomycota; Tremellomycetes; Tremellales; Cryptococcaceae
Exons: 3
Coding region: 1-564 (187 amino acids)
Source: RefSeq, a predicted model, not a curated record
AUGUGGUUUAACCCUUUCAUUGUCAUCCUUUCCAUGGCUCUAUGGUGUAUACCCGCUUCUGGAUCAGCAAUACCAGUUCCAGUCCCAGUCCCAAUGCCAGUACCGGCUCCAGCUUCAAGAGGUACCAGUACUCUGAAGCAAGCUACGAGGGAUCAGAUAAUCGCAAGGAAUAAACGACCAUAUAAACGAGCCGCACCGUCACCUACACCCGCUCCUUCAACUGUUACCUCAGACGACCUGGAUUACGGUUUAUACUUCUCUGGCUCAGGUGUGAUCGAGACAGAUAGUAAUCCUGGUAACAAUGUCGCUGGUAAACCACCCGUUACGAUAAAUAUACCCGGUACAACAUCUCAGAACACUGCUAUUCAGAGAUGUGCAGAUCAAACUUUCUCUCUUUCAGGUGUAUACUAUCAAUUCCAAAUCUACUUCGAUCAACCUACCGCAGGGAAUGGGGAUGGCACGUGGAUCUGUACUUCUUAUUAUAAUGGGAAUUCAAAUCCGACAUAUUUCAAUGUUCAGAGAGCCACUGCGUCACCUAUAUUUGGAUACACAAGGAGUAAUUAG